UUAUGGACUAGUCGAUGCUUAUGGACUAGUUUGUAUUCUGUUAAUUGUUUAUAAUUAUUAUAUCAAACUUUUUAACUACGGAAAUACGGAAUAUUUUUUAAAUAAUCUUUGGUAAUUUUAUAAAUUGAUGUUAAUUUAUUAAUUCUGGAACAACUCCUUUCCGUUGCUCUUGGCAAAAACCAUUGACGGACCUUGAACUUUGGCAACUCGGCAACUCUGCAUCGAUCAUCAAGAAUUCAAGAGUAAUAAAAAUAUUACAAACUCAUUAGAGAGAUAAUAAAAAAUCGCUUAAAGUAUUUCCGAAUCAUAAUGGAAGAUGAAAAUGCUGAUGAUGAAAUAGCCUCAAAUGAAAGAAACCUGAAUAAAAAAUUAAUUAAAAGAGGAUUUCAACAACCAGAAAUCAGUCGGUACAUUAAAGAUGUUUCUUCUGCCAAUUACAACACCAACAAGCACCGAAUGAUUCGAAUCAUGUUUAUUGCUAACCAGCUUGCCAGAGACGCCGGUGUUGAAUUACUCAUUUUUGGGUAUUUCCCAAAUGUUACUGUGGGAAGUUGUGCAGCAUGGGCAUUUGGUGAAGAGACUAAAAAUAUUGUUACGAAACCAACAGCCAAAUCAUUUCUUAAACAUUGGGAGAAUGUUUUUUCAUUAAAAGAAGAUAUACGUCAAAAUCCAGCCAAGGCCAAUGUUGAUGUUGACAAUGAAGAACCACAAACUGAAAAUGUUGACAAUGAAGAACCACAAACUGAAAAUGUUGAAAAUGAAGAACGACAAGGUGAAAAUGUUGAUGUUGACAAUGAAGAUGAUCCACAAACUGAAAAUGUUGAAAAUGAAGAACGAGAAGCUGAAAAUGAAGAACCACAAACUGAAAAUGUUGAGUUAAACAAAGAAAAAGAAGUUGUCGUAUAGUAGACUUUGUUUUCUUAUUUUUUGUUCUUGUGUUGAUAAGCUUCGUACUUAACUGCAGGAAAGAAGGUGCGCCAGAAAGGAAAAAAACAGUCUCAAAAUCAUUUACCGGUUGAAUUAACAACGAUGACCGCUUCGAAUCCUUCGUCGUUCCCUCCUGUAACUUUGAGUGAAACGCAAGUUCUUAUCUCUUCUCCUAGUCCGCCGGUUUCAGUUGUCACUAUUCGCAGUGAAAUCCCUGAACUACCAACCCCUGAAACUGGACAAUGGGGAACGGAAAAUGGAGUAUUGGCGUCGUCGGAUUCUGCAUCCGCUUCAAUUUUCAAACAACAAAAGCGGAAGAAUGGUGUCGAAAGUGAAACAAGUACGAAAAAAAACGCGCUGUUUCAAAAAAUGUUGCCUCAACGAAACAGACACAGCGGAAGUCAA
Daphnia magna is the source of this 1332-nucleotide messenger RNA. RefSeq lists its product as uncharacterized. Bases 310 to 906 code for a protein of 198 amino acids. NCBI's taxonomy places the organism in Eukaryota, Metazoa, Arthropoda, Branchiopoda, Diplostraca, Daphniidae. The transcript has 4 exons. The record is from RefSeq and is a predicted model, not a curated record.